ACAAACAAACAAUAAACUAGUAGUCAAUUCACAUAUAACUCAGUCAGAUUGGAUUACAAACCUUCUAUUAAAAUGGCCGGCUUCACUUUUGUAUCAAACAUUUGGCAAUCACUGUCUUUUUCAAUCAAAAUCUAAUACAUCCAACCACAAAAUUCCAAAUCGGCCACAACACUUAUAUAAGCAGCAUCUGUUUAAGCUCCAAAACUCAUCAAUGGCUACCUCAAAUUCAUCAUCUUACAUAUUUUCACCAAGCAUGAAAACUCUGCCUAUCACUCAACAACAACCCAACAUUAAACACAAUCACAAAAGUUCUUUCAGUCUUCCAUCUUACUGUCAAAAGAUUGUUGCAGAGCUUUUAGGGACAUAUAUAUUGAUUUUCACAGGGUGUGGGGCUGCAAUGGCGGAUCGAGAUCGACCUUUAACAAUCAUAGGGAUCGCAAUGGUGUGGGGUUUAUGUCUAAUGGCUUUGAUAUACACACUUGGACAUAUUUCCGGCGCACAUUUCAACCCUGCGGUUUCUAUCGCGUUUGCUGCUGUCGGGAGAUUACGUUUAAUAUACGUUCCAAUGUAUGUGGUGUCACAACUUUUGGGUUCUACACUUGCAUGUCUCACUUUGAAGGUUUUGUUUAAUCACCAACCAGACAUGUUGCCAACUUUAACUCGGUUUUCAACUCCGGUAACCGAUUUUGAAGCUUUCUUGUGGGAGUUUAUUAUCACUUUCAUCUUGAUGUUCACCAUCAAUGGUGUGGCAACCGAUGAUAGAUCGAGCAAGGAGCUUGCAGGGGUUGCAAUUGGAGUGACAUUAUUGUUUAAUGUUAUAAUUGCAGGGCCAAUUACAGGAGCCUCUAUGAACCCAGCAAGGAGCAUAGGCCCCGCCAUUGUGGCUAACGAGUAUGAAAAGCUCUGGAUUUUUAUCUCGAGUCCCAUUCUUGGGGCUCUAACUGCAACCAUCGUUUACAGUCUUCUCAGACAGCCGAAACAAGAGAGACAAGAUAUCGAGAGCGAGAGCCCUAAAAGCAUCAUUUACAACAAUGUUUAUUCGCACUCAAUUGUAUAAAAAAUAUCGAAAUCAAGAUCACCAAAGUGGUUAGAAUAAGUUUGUAAGUCUAUGAUCAAUCACUCCGCGCAAUGCAUUGAUAGGUUGUACAUCCAAGUACAGCAACAAUGACAUGAUGAAUAGAAAGUUCAAAAAUCAAGGUUUAUAUAACAAUGUUUUUUGUUUACUAUACAACACAAAGAUAAUAUGAACACAAUUGAGCA
This is a messenger RNA of Helianthus annuus (common sunflower), 1260 nucleotides long. Its product is annotated as nodulin-26. Gene Ontology annotation, cellular component: membrane. Lineage: Eukaryota; Viridiplantae; Streptophyta; Magnoliopsida; Asterales; Asteraceae. Gene Ontology annotation, molecular function: channel activity. Bases 212 to 1057 code for a protein of 281 amino acids. Gene Ontology annotation, biological process: transmembrane transport. The transcript has 5 exons. The record is from RefSeq and is a predicted model, not a curated record.